UAUCAAAAUGGGUCACCAGAUUUCACCUCCACUGCCAUUGACAGCAAACUUCCCCCUUCUUCAACGUUCUUCUUGUUUCCUUGACCAUCUCGUUUUCCUUUCAUCACCCAUCAAACACAGAUCAAUUUACUCAUCACCCAGAAGAUCGUCGUUAUCCUACCACAAACCCUCAUGCCAUCGAAUUGAGAAGAACGCGAGAUUACAGAGAGCCAGGGUUUCUUUCUUUCAGUCGACGAAAAGUGAUGGGUUUGAGAACAACCUUAAACAGGAGCUUCUUGAGACUAUAGCCCCACUCGAUCGUGGUGCCGAUGCUACUCUUGAACAACAGGAGCGCGUUGAUCAGAUUGCACGUAAACUUGAAGCAGUGAAUAAGGUGAAUGAGCCACUUAAAUCUGAAUUGCUAAAUGGAAAAUGGGAGCUUCUAUACACAACAUCUCAAUCAAUCUUGCAAACAAAGAGACCUAAAAUCUUAAGAGCAAAUGGAAAGAUUUACCAGGCAAUCAAUGUGGACACUCUCAGAGCACAAAAUAUGGAAACUUGGCCAUUCUUUAACCAGGCUACUGCUAAUUUAGUUCCUCUUAAUGCAAGAAGGGUUGCAGUCAAGUUUGAUGCAUUUAAAGUGUUGGGAUUGAUACCUAUAAGAGCUCGUGGAAGUGGUCGUGGUCAACUGGAAAUAACAUAUUUGGAUGAGGAGUUAAGAAUAUCAAGAGGCAAUGAAGGAAAUUUGUUCAUAUUGAGGAUGGUGGAUCGAAUGUAUAGAGUCCCUCUUUAAAAAAAAAAGUGUCAAAUUUACCAUAGUUUGAGCAUGUUUGUAGAAGGUCAAAUAUGUAAUUACACUUUGACCAUGGAAGGUCAAAUGUUUAGUCAAGUAAGAUGUUGAUUCUUUUGUAAAUUGUACACAAAAAUAUAUAAAAAUAGAGGCCUAUGGUGAAUCUUGUAACUGUUA
This is a messenger RNA of Lactuca virosa, 946 nucleotides long. Lineage: Eukaryota; Viridiplantae; Streptophyta; Magnoliopsida; Asterales; Asteraceae. The record is from the annotation of a GenBank genome assembly.